This is a messenger RNA of Eleginops maclovinus (Patagonian blennie), 6752 nucleotides long. RefSeq names its product glutamate receptor, ionotropic, kainate 5 (gene grik5). The record is from RefSeq and is a predicted model, not a curated record. The coding region runs from base 1 to 3210 and encodes 1069 amino acids. Gene Ontology annotation, cellular component: plasma membrane; postsynaptic density membrane; presynaptic membrane. Lineage: Eukaryota; Metazoa; Chordata; Actinopteri; Perciformes; Eleginopidae. Gene Ontology annotation, biological process: monoatomic ion transport; modulation of chemical synaptic transmission; synaptic transmission, glutamatergic. Gene Ontology annotation, molecular function: transmitter-gated monoatomic ion channel activity involved in regulation of postsynaptic membrane potential; kainate selective glutamate receptor activity. The transcript has 19 exons.
AUGCCGGCUCUGCCAGCACUGCUGCUGUCAAUACACUUCCUCUUCUUCCUGCUAGUCACCAUGCCGCCACACUCCCUCAGUCAGGCCCCUUUGCUCUCCUCCGUCCGCAUGGCGGCGAUCCUGGAUGACCAGUCUGUGUGUGGGCGGGGGGAGCGGCUGGCGCUGUCCCUGGCCAGAGAGAACAUCAACAGCGCCAUGGAGGGUCCGGCCCGAGCCCGGGUGGAGGUGGACAUAUACGAGCUGCAAAAAGACUCCCAGUACGACACUACUGACACCAUGUGUCAGAUUCUACCCAAAGGCGUCGUCUCUGUGAUAGGUCCCGCCUCCAGCCCCGCCUCUGGCUCUACUGUCAGUCACAUAUGUGGAGAGAAGGAGAUCCCUCAUGUAAAGAUCGGUCCAGAGGAAACUCCCCGCUUGCCGUACCUGCGUUUCGCCUCUGUCACUCUGUACCCUAGCAACGAGGACCUGAGUCUGGCCAUAGGCUCCAUCUUACGCUCGUUCAGUUACCCAUCAGCCAGCCUGGUGUGUGCCAAGGCUGAGUGCCUGCUGAGAUUGGAGGAACUGGUCCGCCGCUUCCUCAUCUCCCGGGAGACUCUGUCAAUCAGGAUGCUGGAUGACAACCUGGACCCUACGCCGCUGCUGAAGGAGAUCCGUGACGACAAAGUGGCCACCAUCAUCAUUGACGCAAACGCUUCCGUCUCCUAUCUCAUCCUCAAGAAGGCGUCAGAGCUGGGGAUGACAUCUGCAUUUUACAAGUACAUCCUCACCACAAUGGACUUCCCGCUCCUGAGACUGGAUGAUAUAGUGGAUGAGCAGUCCAACAUCGUGGGUUUCUCCAUGUUUAACACCACCCAUCCCUUCUACUUGGAGUUCAUCCGGAGCCUGAAUCUUUCCUGGAGGGAGGGCUGCGACCUGACGUACCCCGGGCCUGCGCUUUCGUCAGCGCUGAUGUUUGAUGCGGUUCAUGUGGUGGUUGGGGCCGUGAGGGAAUUGAACCGCAGUCAGGAAAUCGGAGUGAAGCCGCUCAGCUGCACCUCGCCUCAGAUCUGGCAACACGGGACCAGUCUUAUGAACUACCUGCGCAUGGUGGAGUACGAUGGUCUGACAGGGCGUGUGGAGUUCAACAGCAAAGGGCAGAGGACCAACUACACCCUGCGGAUCCUGGAGAAGCACAGAGGAGGCCACAAAGAGAUCGGGAUCUGGUACUCCAACAACACACUGGCGAUGAACUCCACCAGUCUGGACAUCAAUGUUUCGGAGACGCUGGCCAACAAGACACUCAUCGUCACCACCAUACUGGAGAACCCAUAUGUGAUGCGCAGAGAAAACUACCAGGACUUCCAGGGCAACGACCAGUACGAGGGCUUCUGUGUCGACAUGCUGAAGGAACUGGCAGACAUCUUGAAAUUCUCCUUCAGAAUCAAGCUGGUGGAUGAUGGGCUGUACGGGGCUCCAGAGCCCAACGGCUCUUGGACUGGCAUGGUUGGAGAGCUAAUCAACAGGAAAGCAGACCUUGCCGUAGCAGGCUUCACCAUCACAUCAGAAAGAGAGAAAGUUAUCGACUUCUCUAAGCCGUUCAUGACCCUGGGGAUCAGCAUCUUGUACCGAGUUCAACUGGGUCGGAAGCCGGGUUACUUCUCCUUCCUCGACCCCUUCUCUCCGGCCGUCUGGCUCUUCAUGCUGCUCGCCUACCUGGCUGUCAGCUGUGUGCUCUUCCUGGCUGCAAGGCUGAGCCCCUAUGAGUGGUACAACCCUCACCCGUGUCUUCGAGAGCGCAGGGACGUGCUGGAGAACCAGUACACGCUGGGGAACAGCCUGUGGUUCCCCAUCGGAGGCUUCAUGCAGCAGGGAUCAGAGAUAAUGCCCAGAGCCCUGUCCACCAGAUGUGUUAGUGGGGUGUGGUGGGCGUUCACCCUGAUCAUCAUCUCCUCCUACACGGCCAACCUGGCGGCCUUCCUCACCGUCCAGAGGAUGGAGGUCCCCAUCGAGUCUCCGGACGACCUGGCCGACCAGACCAACAUCGAAUACGGCACCAUCCACGGAGGGAGCACCAUGACCUUCUUCAUGAACUCCCGUUACCAGACCUACCAGCGGAUGUGGAACUACAUGAACUCCAAGCAGCCCAGUGUGUUUGUGAAAAGCACAGAGGAGGGCAUCGCCCGCGUGGUCAACUCAAAAUACGCAUUCCUGAUGGAGAGCACCAUGAACGAGUACCACCGCGGACUCAACUGCAACCUCACCAAGAUAGGAGGCCUGCUGGACACCAAGGGCUACGGCAUCGGCAUGCCACUGGGGUCUCCAUUCAGAGAUGAGAUCACGCUGGCCAUCCUCCAGUUGCAGGAGAAUAACCGGCUGGAGAUACUGAAGAGGAGGUGGUGGGAGGGAGGCCAAUGCCCCAAAGAGGAGGACCACCGUGCCAAGGGUCUGGGCAUGGAGAACAUUGGGGGCAUCUUCGUGGUGCUGAUCUGUGGCCUCAUCAUCGCCGUGUUUGUGGCCAUUAUGGAGUUUGUGUGGUCGACACGCCGCUCUGCAGAGACCGAUGAGGUAUGCCCCCAUACCUGCCCUCGCCGACCCCACAGACACACCCCAGUGUCUGUCUGUCAGGAGAUGAUCACCGAGUUCCGAAACGCCGUCUCCUGUAAGAAGAGCUCCCGUAUGCGGCGCCGCCGGCCACUCAGCAGCUCCGCGGCCCUGCGCCACCCUGCCCGCAUCGCUCUGGGCGCCCCCCGCCCGCUGCGCCUGGUGAGGGAGAUGCGCCUCAGCAACGGGAAGCUCUACAGUGGAGCCGGGCCGCUGACGGGCGGAGCUGGAGGAGGUGGAGGUACGGGGCCACCUGAUCUGGGCCCCGGUCCCCAGCGGAUCCUAGAUGAUCCCCUGGGAGUCAACACCACCCCUCCUCCGCCAGCUCCGACCCCAGUGAUGCUGCCCGCCCGCAGCUGCACCCACGUGCGGAUCUGCCAGGAGUGCCGGAGGAUCCAGAGCCUGAGAUCGGGCACCUUAGGAUCGACCUCCACCAGAAUACCCCCGUCGUCAGCUCCCCUGCCCAGGCUACCCCCACCCCCACCUCCAUCGUCAUCCAACACAGACAGUGAGGGCGGAGGGGGGCCCAGCCCACGACGGCUACACCACGGCACCCCGCCUCAUACCUCCAGACCCCUCCCUCCUCCACAGAACAGCAACACCACAGACCUGCUGGGCGCCCAGGACUGAGAACAGUGGAGCGGAGGAGGUGGGGGUGGGGGGGGGUGGAUGACUGAGGAAUAUGUGUGCUGCUGAAAGAAACAAUGCUUGUUUCAACCAGAGAAAUUUAUGGGAGAACAAAGCGAGGGCAGGAUGGAGGGAGGAAAAAGAUGAACUUAGCCAAUAGAAGACGACCUUUAAAAGGAGAGGGAGCAGCGUGACCCCGUGAAGGCCGGCAGAAACAGACAUAAACUCCCAUUAACCGUUCAGUCUGGACAAAUCUGAGCGGAAAUGACCAGGUGGUGGGUUCCAUUGGCUUCCUUUUUUCUCUCCUUCCUCGCCCUGUAACGUCACCUUCAGAUUUGAGGGCGCUGGCUUUCUUCCACAGACUCUAAAUACCCCCCUCGGUUAAAACGAAGCCUGGUUGGAGGACAUACUGUAUCCGUAUGUGAUUUAAAACCGCAACUAAAAGACUUCCAGAGAUUUAUUUCCUGUUGUUUCUUUUCUUUUGUUGUCUCUCUCGUUUUGUUACCAUUGUUCUAGGUGGGAAUUACAGAGUUCAGUACAGACUUCAUGUGACGAUUUGGUGGAUUAAGUAAGAAUUUCGACUGCAGCUUAUUGUGUUCAAGAGUUUUGUGUCCCUCCCUGUGACCCGUAGCUGGAAGCUGGAUGAAAAGACAUCAUUCAAACAGUAGCAGAGGAAGCCUUCCUUUACACUUUGUGUGUGUGUGUAUGUGUGCGUGUGCGUGUUUAAAAAAACGUGCCCUUAAAUGUGUGUUUAAAUACUUUAAAGUGAGGAGAACCAUGGACCCGGCAACAGCGCCCCUCUACAAAUGUUAGAUAAUCAGACAGCCUCAAAACGAAGAGAAAGAGCAAGAGGCUUUGAAAUGUGAAAUUAAUGUCCCUCGUUAUCCCGGGUAACACUUGCCAAGCCUUUACUCCUUUUUCACCUCUGCUCACACAGCGUAAGGAGAGAGAGAGAGAGAGGCAGAGCCAGGGAGGAGAGAUAGAGGGGAACAGGGAGAGAUGAGAGUGAAAAGGACACCGCUGAAUUUGAAUGAGAAAUUCUUAACUGAACUACUUCCAUUAUUAGAUCUGUCCUGAUCUGUUCAUUCUGGGCAUCUUUUAAGGCGCUUGUUAACGCGCCAGCGGGCUCCAGCUCCUUCGCCUCUCACGGUUUAGCAGACAGACUUGGCCGUCCGACGCCGCGGCUCCUGCCAGACUGAUAGACUCAACGUGGCCUCGUCAAUACUGUUUCAAGCUUCUGAUCGCCUAAUUACUCCCCUCUGUGGCUGGGGACUCGUUCUGGAGGGGGCUGAACACAGAGAAACAUGCUGAUAAAUAGAUUUAGAAGAAAUAAAUUAUUUUUUUCACCGCGCCUGGGAAGAGAAGCUAGUCUCUUUUAAUGAUGUUGUUAAUGUUACAGCCCAGCUCCAUCCAAACACUACACUUUAUUAGCCUCAGUGCUUAAAGGGAAUUCACUGGAGGAUUUGCAGAUUUUAGGCUUUUAACUUCAACUUCUGCACACUUUAGAUUACUUGAGAUCAUUAAGAGCAUACUAUGCAUUGUUACCAGAUUUCCAUUCCCUGAAGUUGCCCCUGAUUUCACAGCAUGUGGUAUAAUUACAUAGAGCAUUAAAGAAAAGGGCUGCUUUGAAUCUAUAAUUCUCUUAUUGUCAACAAAACCCUAAAAGACCAAAACCACCAAUGAACUGAUAAAACGAUCAGACUUAUAAUUAUCCACAGCUUUGUGUAGCUUAUUACUCUGCGCAACUGACUCUCAUUGUUUAAAAGCUAUUAAAACACACAUACACGAGUCACACCGUUUCACUGCUUUGAGCAACGUUUUCUCAAGACUAUCUUUCCUCAGGAAACUAUGGAGUAGUUGGAAAGUAAUUAGGAUUUUCUUUUUGUAAAAACAAACACUGAAAGUGAUGAGACCAGCAGGGCCAUCACCCGAUAUGAAUUUGAAUGGAAUAAAAUGAAUGCUUCCAUAAAAGUUUAGUAUCAUAAUAAAGCCAAAUGAUCAGAUUCCGGUCCAAACUGAAAUAAUGAGUCGUGGUUUCUGCAGCAUUAUUUCCCUUUAGUUUUCCAGCAGCUGUUCUCUGUAAUAUGACCCCUCUGUGAAAGUGUCCCUUCAGAAGAAAAUGUCCUGAUUUCUUUUUGCACAACAGCCCAUUAUCCCAUAGUAUAUAUAUAUAUAUAUAUAUAUUUGAUAUGACAUGAUUAUCAAGUGCUGUAUUAGCAUUUUCUGCACCGCAGGUCAUUGACUCAUCAGAGUCUCAGUGUUUAUUGAAUCACUUAUCUAAUCAGCAGCUCCCAAAAUACUCGCUGUAAAGUGAUUCACUAAACUAGGAGGCGUUUUGACACACUCUUUUAGAUAUAGUAAGUAAAUAUGGUUCCAAAAAAAAGGUAUUCUGGGUUCUCCAAUGAAGUCCUGAAGAAAACGUGUGAGGGUAAUCUGUAUUCUUGUCAUCCCGGCUGUGUUUAUAGUGUUUUUCUUUCUGGUUUGAUUUCCUGACAGCAGAUUUUAUGAAUGUACUGCUUUUAUAACAGCUGAUUCUCUAUUGAAGCUCAUUAUUUGUAUUUCUUUAAUAUGUGUCUGGGCCCAGGUUGUCUCGGAAAACCUCUUGACACCCAUGAGUUUCCUCUAAAACACAUGCAUUCACAAGCUGCUUCACAUUUGAGGGGUUACAUGCUUUCAAUUCAGAACCAAAAAGCAGGACAAUGAUCCCACCCAUCCAUAUUCAGCAGUCGCACAAAGUGUGCGAUGCAAAAUAGAAACCCACCAGUUCAGCCCUUCACAAUUCCCCCUGGGUUAAAAAAAAACCACAAAACGUGGCAUUGUUGUCUGGGCAAACGUUGCAUUGCCGUAUGAAAUUAUGCAUUUCGCAGUGAAACAGAUUUGACGACAGAUAAUGAACGAUAACAUUGUUUGCACACAUUAUGCUGUUUCUACGAAUGAUUUCUGUCAGUAGACGCCGGCCUGGAUUCGGUUUCUCUCUGUUUACCUCUCCCUUUGUGUUCUGAAUGCUGACAAGGCAACCGGAGCCAACCCCUUUCCACAAGAUGUCACAGUGUACACACACACACACACACACACACACACACACACACACCUUCAUUUCCAAUUCCCUUGUUGUCCAAAGGUUGUAAACCCACUGUUGUUUUCAAUUUUGUGUCUUUCCUGUGUUCACUUUUGUUUGUUGUGUGUACGAAUUCACAAACUUGAUGUGUGACAGCUGCACAUAGACAACGAAUAAGUGGCCAAUCCAUGGCUACAAAACAUCAGCUGGAAGCUUUUAUUAGAGGCGAAGUGAAGGUUAAAAAGAAUAUUGUUUGUUUGAAUAACGUCUAGUAUGAAGGUAAGGGAGGGUCACAAAACAAAUCAGACGGGGUGUCUGAACAGUCACUCCACAAAACAAAGCUUUUUGUUUACUUUUAUGUUCUUUUCUUUGGUAUUUUUUCAUAUUUCUAUACUAGUGCUAAAUGGAUUAUUAAAACUGAUGAUGAAUAUUAUGAUGAAAUUGUUGUUAUUAUUCCUAUUAAAGAGCAAGAGGUUCUAUAGUGUGA